CCCUCUCUAGGAGCCUCCCCCCACGUCCCUCCCUCGCCCCUCUCUCUGUCUCUGUCUGUCUCCAGUAGAAAUUUUGGCAGUUCUGGGAGCAGCACACAAUGACUCUCUGUAUCCUAACUUCUGCUCUACUCACUCAAGCUCUUAUAGCAGGCUUUUCAUACACUCUAAAUGUCACUGUAUCCCCAUCACCAUGGGUUCUACACCCAGUUGGUGAGAAUGCCUCCUUGUGGUGCUCUGUGUCCCAGAGGAAGAGACGGGACAGCUUGCUGACUGUACGAUGGGUUUUUUCUCCAUCUUCUGGACAUGAACAGAUUAUUGGCCGGAUCACCAAAUUUGGAACAACGCAUAUAUCUGGGAAUUGGAGUCGUAGGGGAGAUUUGAGCAGCGAACACCCAGGACGAUUGUACCGGCUCACACUGAGCAAUGUACAACAUUCUGAUCAGGGACAUUACACCUGCCGAGUUCAGGAAGUGGCACAGCACAGAAGCCGUUGGACGGCUGUGUCAAAUGGCACCGCUGUAACCCAGCUGAGGGUUCUGUCUCACACAGUUUCUGAUGAGAAGUUGUUCACUUGGAAUCUGUUUCAAGAUCUUUACCUGUAUGCCGUGCUCCUGUGCAGUGUGGGUAUCCUCAGUCUCCUGGUCUUCUUCAUCAUCCUCCUGUGUCAGACAAUCUUCCACAAGAGACGCUCCAAAGUGAAGUGGAAAUGUCCCCACGAGAGCAGUGUGAACGGUAGACAAAGUGUCACAGAUCUACUGUCACCUCUGCCCCCAAAAAAGAAGAAGCGGAAGAAACCUCAACAGGUAGAAAUUCCACCGGAGUUACCUGUGAAAGGUCCCCUGAUCAGCCUUGUACAGGAGAAACAGAGACCCCUUCUGUUGCCACGUCUGGUGGAAGAGGGCUUAGCGUAUGCAGAGUUGGAGCUGGUAAAACCCUCCCCCCCUGUGAAGGAAACUCCCUCCACUACUGUAUAUGCUCAGAUCCUGUUUGAGGAGAGCUCUCUGCAGCAUGAUGUCCGCUCAAAAGGACAGAGAGGUCCCAUCAUCAGCCCCAACAAAGGCACAAUUCAAGGCCCUAUGGUACCAAGACUGUACAGCACCAUUCAGAUACCCUAAUAUCUGGAAACUGGAGCCAUUAAUCAACAAACUACUGGACAAGCAAGCAAUUAAUUUGCUGCUUAAUUUGUCCUUCUUGUGAGUGAUUGAAAGUUUAGUUGCAUGACAACUCUAAUCUCUGCUGCCGGGCAGCCAGAUAGCAUUAAUUAUGCUGCAGUUGCCUCUACGAGAGAGAGGAAACUGAGAUAUUCUGUGAUUCCUUUUUUUUUUGUAGUUUAACAACCUGGAGACGUCUUGUUAAAGUGUCUAGAAGAUCUAAAAUAUUCAAAUAUACCUGUCCAUACAAAGCAA
Messenger RNA from Bombina bombina (fire-bellied toad), 1406 nucleotides. RefSeq names its product V-set and transmembrane domain containing 4 (gene VSTM4). The transcript is spliced from 8 exons. Lineage: Eukaryota; Metazoa; Chordata; Amphibia; Anura; Bombinatoridae. The record is from RefSeq and is a predicted model, not a curated record. The coding region runs from base 99 to 1115 and encodes 338 amino acids.